Molecule: messenger RNA, 1077 nt
Organism: Phacochoerus africanus (Common warthog)
Lineage: Eukaryota; Metazoa; Chordata; Mammalia; Artiodactyla; Suidae
Product: leukocyte-associated immunoglobulin-like receptor 1
Exons: 7
Coding region: 1-585 (194 amino acids)
Source: RefSeq, a predicted model, not a curated record
AUGGGUAAGAGUACUGUGUCUCAAAUUGGUCCACACCAGACAGAGGCCAGGUUCCCCAUCACUGCCGUGAGUGAAGACACUGCCCAGCGUUAUCAGUGCCUCUAUCAUCAAAGUGACAGGCGGUCUGAGCCCAGUGAGACCCUGAAGCUGGUGUUGACAGGAGACACACGGACGCAUUCACAGGAUGGAAACAAUCCCGGCCCAUGGACAGAGCAUGUUUACAUUCUCAUCGGGGUCUCUGCAGCCUUUCUCCUUUGUCUCCUCCUCUUGGUCCUCCUCCUCCUCCAGCGCUGGCAUCAGAGGAAAGAGGGGCCCCCCAGAAGCAAAGGCAAGGAGCCAGAGCUCCAGGAGAGGCUCAGCCCAGCUGUUGACGUCCUAGAUGGGACACCAGACCCAGCCACUGUCCACAGACUUCCUGAGAAGGACAGAGAGAUGGAAGCUUCGACCCCUGCUGACCCGCAGGAGGUGACAUAUGCCCAGCUGGACCACCGGACCCUCACACAGAGGGAGGCCAGAGCUGUGACCCCGCCGUCCACAGAGCCCGCAGCCGAGUCUAGCACAUACGCAGCCAUCUCCAGACACUGACCCCAAGCCCCCCUGGCCUCUGUAGCAAAGACACCGCGAGUCACUCUUACAAAAGCCUGAGGUGGAUAUUUGGAGGGUUUUGCCCUUUCUGGACAGUCAUCCUGUCAGGUCUCCUGGAGGCAAGAGCUGGAGUCCCCACAGCCCUGAUCAUCAUCUAGAAGAUUCAGCAGCCAUGUGGUCCCUCCCACAGUCAACUAGCUCCUUGGAGAGAAUGUGUAGCACCUGCUUCUAGAGACCCAGCUGGGGUCCCUUGGCUGUUUCCGGAGACCCAGCGGUGGUCCUACAGUCACCCAGCUGAUUCCAGACGUAUCCUAUGAAUCCCCCCCUGUCCCCGGAGAUCCAUUUUAACUGUCCUCUCAGCUGACUUGAUGAAAUUCCCAGGCUUCAGCUGUUGACCUUGACCCUGGGGUGUACUUAUGCAGCCAAUAGCACAGACCACGUCUUCUGGAACAUGCUUCACCUUGUUCCUCAGUAAUAAAUGUUCCCACAGGC